Juglans microcarpa x Juglans regia is the source of this 2474-nucleotide messenger RNA. RefSeq names its product ABC transporter G family member STR2-like. NCBI's taxonomy places the organism in Eukaryota, Viridiplantae, Streptophyta, Magnoliopsida, Fagales, Juglandaceae. Gene Ontology annotation, molecular function: ATP binding; ABC-type transporter activity; ATP hydrolysis activity. Gene Ontology annotation, cellular component: membrane. The transcript is spliced from 3 exons. The record is from RefSeq and is a predicted model, not a curated record. The coding region runs from base 1 to 2214 and encodes 737 amino acids.
AUGGCUCCUGCCGGUGAUGACGAUCAUCGUCGUGAGACGGUGAUCGACAUAGGAAAGCCAGUUAGUUUCACGGGUGGGCUUGAAUUUUCGAGCCUUACAUAUACAGUGACAAAGAAAAUGAAUCUUGAAGGAGGGAAGUCGACGAGGCAAGUUGAAGUAGACCUGCUGAACAGGAUUACUGGGUAUGCUCCAAAGGGUUGCAUCACCGCAGUGAUGGGUCCGAGUGGCGCAGGGAAAUCUACCCUCUUGGAUGGAUUGGCUGGGAGAAUAGCUUCUGGGAGUCUUAAGGGCAGGGUGUCCUUGGAUGGCAUGGAAACGAGCCCCGGGCUGAUUAAAAGGACCUCUGCAUAUAUUAUGCAGGAUGAUAAACUGUUCCCAAUGCUUACUGUGUAUGAGACUUUGAUGUAUGCGGCUGAUUUUCGGCUUGGUCCAAUCUCAACUGCCGAUAAGCAGCAGCGUGUGGAGAAGCUCAUCGAGCAGCUUGGAUUAUCAUCAUGUCAGAACACCUAUAUAGGUGAUGAGGGGAAGAGAGGAGUGUCCGGUGGAGAGCGUCGGAGAGUGUCAAUAGGGGUGGACAUCAUUCAUGGACCAUCAUUACUAUUCCUAGACGAGCCAACUUCAGGUCUAGACUCAACCAGUGCUCAUAGCGUCAUAGAAAAGGUGCACCAUAUUGCACGCUCAGGCAGUACUGUGAUCCUCACAAUCCACCAGCCCUCAUCCAGGAUCCAGCUCCUCCUCGACCACCUCAUAAUCCUUGCUCGUGGCCAGCUCAUGUAUCAAGGAUCCCCUAAAGAUGUUGCCCAUCAUUUAGCACAAAUAGGAAGGAAAGUCCCCAAGGGAGAGAACUCCGUCGAGUACUUGAUCGAUGUGAUUCAGCAGUAUGAUCAAUCUGAACUCGGAGUUGAGGCGCUUGCUAAAUUUGCGCUUACCGGUCUGAAGCCCCCGCCAUUGGUAGGUGAGGAGAUAUCAGUUUCAAGUGUAGCACCAACGUCGACUCCGGCACAACGCAGCAGUCAUGAUCAGGCUUCAGAAGUGAUCAGUGAUCAGAUGGGAAUUAUUAAGGCUGGAAAGCGGCAAACAAAUAAUGUUGGUCAAGCUGACUAUUCUUAUGAUCACAGCUUGAGAAGCUCGUAUAAUAGUAAUUCAAAGUCAUGGAGUGCUAGCGACCUUGGAGUUCUUCAAGUACUGAGGCUUACUCCUUCCCGGACUAAUCAGAAAGUGCCCAUCUCCAUGAGCUUAUCCCCCAGAUAUUAUGAUCAAUAUUCGAGUGAAAUCAUAGCCGGGACACCUCAAAGCAGCGACUACACUGUCAAUGAAAGCGACUAUCUCACUCCCGAAGAUCAUGCUCCAAUGGCAAACAACCAUCUGGGCCCAAAGUUUGCUAAUUCAUUCUUCUCGGAGACUAUGAUACUCAUGCACCGCAACUUCAAAAACAUCUAUCGUACACCUGAGCUUUUCCUCUCAAGACUAAUGGUCCUCACCGUCAUGGGUAUCAUGAUGGCCACCAUGUUCAAGAACCCUAAACCAGACUUGCAAGGAAUCACAAACCGCAUCAGCUUCUUCAUCUUCACCGUCUGCCUCUUCUUCUUUUCUUCCAACGAUGCUGUCCCGGCCUUCAUUCAAGAGCGUUUCAUUUUCAUCCGAGAGACUUCCCACAAUGCAUAUAGAGCCUCGUCUUAUACCAUUGCAGGUCUCAUUACUUACCUUCCUUUCCUUGCUCUUCAGGCAGCAGUCUAUGCUGCUAUUGUGUGGUUUGCUUUGGAACUUCGGGGACCUUUCAUAUAUUUCUUGAUCGUUCUCUACGUCGCCCUUCUCUCAACAAACUCGUUUGUGGUAUUUGUGAGCUCGGUGGUGCCCAACUAUAUCUUGGGUUAUGCUGCAGUCAUUGCUUUCACUGCCCUUUUCUUCUUGUUCUGUGGGUACUUCUUGAAUAGCCAUGACAUUCCUUUUUACUGGAAGUGGAUGAACAAGAUUUCCACAAUGACAUAUCCAUAUGAAGGGCUUUUGAUGAACCAGUAUCAGACGGAUGUUUCUUUUGGAACCAACUCUAAUGGAGAGAUUGUGUCUGGUCAUAACAUUCUGGACAAGCUUAAUAUUCUAGGCGGUGAACAAGAUAAAUGGGCGAAAGUGCUCAUAAUGUUGGGUUGGGCUGUUCUAUAUAGGGUUUUGUUUUACUUGGUUCUACGUUUUGGGUCGAAGAGCCAGAGGACGUAGGAAAGCAAGGACGAGAUAAGAAAGAGGCUGCCAAAGUGUGAUCUUGAAAUUGCUUAAUUUGCAGACAGUUUUUCUUAACAACAGAUGAGCUGUUGAUCUGUAUAGCAUGCUCAUGCUAAUUAAGAUAUAAGCUUCAAUGGACAUGUCAAAAAUAUUUUCCUUGGCAACAAUUGAUAUGCAUGUCUUUAUGCUAUAAGCAAUUGAAAUUUACUGUUUCAAAAGUGUAAGUGGGUUUUGGAAGGGAGAAUGAUGCAAUUGAA